Messenger RNA from Capsella rubella, 1240 nucleotides. RefSeq names its product E3 ubiquitin-protein ligase ATL31. Lineage: Eukaryota; Viridiplantae; Streptophyta; Magnoliopsida; Brassicales; Brassicaceae. The record is from RefSeq and is a predicted model, not a curated record. The transcript has a single exon. The coding region runs from base 36 to 1127 and encodes 363 amino acids.
AAUAAAACAACUUUUUGAGAUUCCAAAAGAAAAAAAUGGAUACCUUACAAGUUCUUCUCUUGUCUCUACUACUAUCUCUAGCAACAGCUCAGUCGGAUCAACCCGACCCGAGAAGUACUGACCCGUAUGCUUACAGCGGCAGUUUAAGUCCAGCCAUGGCUGUAGUCGUGGUCAUCGUUAUCGCAGCUCUCUUCUUCAUGGGUUUCUUCACUGUUUACAUACGUCACUGUACCGGUGCAGUAGACAGCGGUAGCGUUACUACAACGACGGGAGGAGCGAGGAGGAGAGUUACAAACGCGACGGUGGCGCGUGGGUUAGACGCGGAGAUGAUCGAGACGUUUCCUACGUUUGUUUACUCGGAGGUGAAGACUCAGAAGAUCGGUAAAGGCGCGUUGGAGUGUGCGAUUUGUUUAAACGAGUUUGAAGACGACGAAACGCUGCGUUUGUUGCCUAAAUGUGAUCACGUGUUUCAUCCUCAGUGUAUCGGCGCGUGGUUACAAGGUCACGUGACUUGUCCUGUUUGUCGGACUAAUCUCGCUGAAGAGGAGACGAUACAGACAACAGCUGAACCGGUCGAACCGGUUCUUGAAGUUGAUCUUGAGGCGGCGAUAUCUGAACCGGUGGUUGAACAUCCACGUGUUAAAUUCCCGAGGUCGCAUACGACGGGGCAUUCCGUGGAGAGUAGUACCGACCGGUUUACGCUUAGAAUACCGGAAGAUUUGAGGAAGAAGAUCAUGGCGAAUUGGAAAUUAAACCGGUCGAAUAGUUUAUUUGUUUUACCGAGAGGAGGAAGCACGACGAGUAAACCGGUUGAUAAGUCGAGAGCGAAAUCGGACCGGUGGUUGUUUAGCAAAACGCCGUCGUUUCUGUGGCGGAACCGGGAUGAUGGUUCGAUUAGAUUAGGUGGUACCGGUAGCAUUAAAACAAAUGAUGUGACAAGUCCGACCGGUGAUUCGGUACGAGCUGACCGGUGGGCUUUUCUAAGAAACCCGUCGUUUUUGUGGAGGAAUACGACGCCGGUUCCUUCGCCGAGAGUUGGAGUCAAUAAAGAUGGUGAAGGGACAUCGUCGGUUCAGUAUACCGGUACGGUUGAUUCGGCUAGCGGUUCUGUUAGAUUACCGGUUUAGUUGGUUUUACUUGUGUGUUUUAUUGUUCAUAAACACGCAUUUUAGAUUUUAGAGUUUACGCAAUUCUUUGAUUUUUGUUUGUCUUUUUGUUGUAAGAUAUUUAAAUUUUUCAA